AUGGGGGGUGGUGGUGGAGACACCAAGACGAGAGAGCUCGAUCAGACGCCGACGUGGGCUGUGGCCUCCGUCUGCGCCGUCAUCAUCGUCAUCUCCAUCAUUCUCGAGAAGGUUCUUCACUUGGUCGGAGAAUGGUUUCAAGAAAGAAAAAAGAAAGCUUUGUUUGAAGCUCUUCAGAAAGUGAAAGGGGAGCUUAUGGUUCUGGGGUUCAUUUCUCUGUUAAUGACUUUUGGGCAAAACUACAUUGUUAGAAUCUGUAUUCCCAUGAAGAUUGCAGACACAAUGUUGCCUUGCCCUUUGACUGGAAGUGAUCACAAUUACGAAUCAGGACAUGAGACAGAAGUCACUGGUGGGGAUCAUGAACAUCAUCGCAAGCUUUUGUGGUAUGAGCGUAGAUUUUUAGCUGCCGGUAGCGUAGGCGCCGACUGUAAACUGGGGCAUGUGCCACUCAUAUCUCUAAAUGGGCUACAUCAAUUGCACAUCUUCAUAUUCUUUUUAGCUCUGUUUCAUGUUAUUUACAGUGCCAUGACCAUGACGCUUGGAAGAUUAAAGAUUCGUGGCUGGAAAGUGUGGGAACGAGAAACGGCCCACCAUCAGGAAUUCAUGAACGAUCCUUCAAAAUUCAGGCUUACUCACGAGACAUCUUUUGUAAAAGAUCAUACAAGAUUCUGGACCAAAACACCAGUCACCUUCUAUGGUGUCUGUUUUCUUCGGCAAUUCUUUAGGUCUGUUACAAAGGCUGAUUACUUGACUAUGCGACAUGGAUUUGUCACUGUUCAUUUAGCCCCUGGAAGUAAAUUUGAUUUUCAGAAGUAUAUCAAAAGGUCAUUGGAAGAUGACUUUAAGGUGGUUGUGGGAAUCAGUCCACUAUUAUGGACUUCAAUGGUGUUCUUUCUGCUUCUCAACGUUCACGGAUGGCAGGCUAUGUUUUGGCUGUCCAUACUACCUUUAGUUGUGACCUUAGCUGUGGGAACAAAGCUUCAAGGAAUUAUAACGCAAAUGGCACUUGAAAUUCAGGAACGACAUGCUGUAGUUCAAGGGAUACCUCUGGUGCAAGUCUCAGAUCGACAUUUUUGGUUUAGUUGGCCCCAAUUAAUUCUUCAUUUCAUCCAUUUCGUUCUCUUCCAGAACGCGUUCGAGAUAACAUAUUUCUUUUGGAUAUGGUACGAGUUCGGAUUAAGGUCUUGCUUUCACGAGGAUUUUAAUCUCAUAAUAUUGAGAGUUGCCCUUGGGUUUGGAGUCCAAUUUGUGUGCAGCUACGUCACACUACCGUUAUAUGCACUGGUCACACAGAUGGGAUCGACGAUGAAGAAGUCGAUAUUCGACGAGCAAACGUCAAAGGCACUGAAGAAGUGGCACAAAAAUGCAGUUAAGAAGAAGGAUGAGAAGGUCCCAACAAGGGUAUUGGGAGGAAGUCCCGGGGAGUCGCCGGUGCACUCCCCAACACAUCCACAGGGACGUUCUCAGCCUCCGGCAGCCAACAUCAUGGCCAGUGUGGAUGUUGAACUUCAUCCCCCUAAUUCUAGUCACAACUACGGCCAUCCUGACCUACUUUAG
Messenger RNA from Morus notabilis, 1557 nucleotides. RefSeq names its product MLO-like protein 9. The coding region runs from base 1 to 1557 and encodes 518 amino acids. Gene Ontology annotation, biological process: defense response. NCBI's taxonomy places the organism in Eukaryota, Viridiplantae, Streptophyta, Magnoliopsida, Rosales, Moraceae. The transcript has 15 exons. Gene Ontology annotation, cellular component: membrane. The record is from RefSeq and is a predicted model, not a curated record.